Messenger RNA from Aspergillus pseudotamarii, 1359 nucleotides. RefSeq names its product Zn(II)2Cys6 transcription factor. Gene Ontology annotation, molecular function: zinc ion binding; DNA-binding transcription factor activity, RNA polymerase II-specific; transcription cis-regulatory region binding. The record is from RefSeq and is a predicted model, not a curated record. Gene Ontology annotation, cellular component: nucleus. Gene Ontology annotation, biological process: positive regulation of transcription by RNA polymerase II. Lineage: Eukaryota; Fungi; Ascomycota; Eurotiomycetes; Eurotiales; Aspergillaceae. The coding region runs from base 1 to 1359 and encodes 452 amino acids. The transcript has 5 exons.
AUGACCUCCAGAAGUGUGAAGACUCGAGGGUGUUUUCAGUGUAGCAAGCGACGGAUUGUCUGCGACGGCGCCCAUCCUACCUGCUUCAAGUGUCAGAAAAAGGGGAUUGAAUGCUCGGGCCUCGGUCGGUUCCGGUUCUCCUCAGGCAUAGCUGCUCGUGGGAAACUGAAAGGAUGUGCGAUUCCAGCCACAGUGUCGCCGGAGUCGGAAUGGAAUAAUCAGUCACCCACGGGGGUUCCAAGGCCUCAGAAGAUCCGAUGGAAGGACGAUGGUCCAAAGCGUACCAAGAGGAAACCUGGAACAGCAGGCACAAAAGCUAAAACAUAUCCGACCGUAAACGAGGUGGAGGAUCGCCAAGCUUGGCUUGAUUCUGGAUCUCAGAACAAAUCCGUAGUGCCCCGUGCCAGUGAAAUCCUAGUGGCACCAGAUACACCGGGUGAAGACACUCGGUUCGAAUCACUCGAGUACUCAGAGGAUGUCACCAACCAGCAGGGCCGGCUGGAAUGGCAACGAAGUUCCGACCCUUCCAACGCUGAUGAAGGAGAACGCUGUGAUUACUGGUCGUCGUCAGCUCCAGACUCGCGCAGCACAAUAAUUCCAUGGAUUCCUUUCUUGGGUCCUGAAGACCGAAUGUUCCUUUCGCAUUUCGCCAGCGAAGUAGCUCCAGUCAUGGUCAUCUUCGACAAUGUUUCCAAUGGCUACCGGGAUAUAUUCCUUCCUCUCGCAUGCGAGGAUGAAGUCUUACGUGGCGCGAUUCGAGCUGUGGCGGCUCAGCACCUAGCUCUACGACAUCCAGGUUUCCAAGGCAUGGCAGAAAUUGGCCGUGCAGCGAUCAUUUCCCGGCUUCGACGCGACUCUUUACAAGCAACGUCGCACAGCAUUGUUAAUCUUCGCACGUGGGCAAUCCUGAUUGUGCUGUUAGUGGGUGAAACCAUCACAGGCAGCCCCGAGUACUCUCAUUUGCUGCGCACGCUACUCUCCCUUAUGCCGAGCCUCUGUCAAAUAGAGAAGACGCCAGCCUAUCGCUUUCUUAUACAACAAACCCACAUGUUUCAGUUCCUCGGACAGCCGUUACUUGAUGAAACCCAAGGCGUGGAUGCCCUAGGCUUUCAACUGGAUCACUACCUCGAUUGGACCGACUAUGAACUUCCCCCCGACUCCAGACACAAUAGGGUUCUUUCGGUGGUCAGACAGGCCUUUAUAGAAGCUUCUCAAAUUUACAUCCUCCGAGCUACUACCAACCACGACCUGUGGAACCGACUCGAGAGCUUGAAGCAGUUGGUGUCACGCGUCGACCCUGACGAGCAAGGUGCUCAUGCCCUUGUUUGGAACACCGGCACUAUUUCACAGAACGGAUGA